AUGUUCCAAUCACUACUUUAUCAGUUUAAAUUGAGGUUUAAAAUGAUCAAUCCAUGUAAAGAAAACAAUGCAAUUUUUAGUUGAUAUUAAAUAAGAAUUCAAAUUUUUGAACAACACUCAAUAAUAAUGUACAUUGCAUUCCAAACAACAAUUAAACCAAUCGACUUAUUUAAUGAAAUUUGGUAAUUCUUUAGCAUCUCAUAAUUAGCAAUUUCACAAUAAGAUAAAUGCUUAGGUACUCGAAUUGGAUAGUACAUUUCAUUAAAUGAUCCUAAGUUUGAUAUCAAUACAACGAGAUAUUAUUGCCCCAUCUCAAGAAUAGAUGACGUUGGAAUGUUUGAUUUAUUGGUCCACGCCGUUUACGCUGAAAAUAAGAAUUUUUCCACUCACAUCACAACUUUGAAUGUAAUAAUUGCAAAUAUCAUAGGAUGGACACAUUCUCAAUAUAAAUGGACCUUUCACUAAUUACCUUUACCACGGGUAUGGCUCAAUCGAAAUCCCCAAGUACAAUAUCAAUUCAAAUUACUAAUAUAUUGGCAUAGUGGCAGAGUCUUCAGCUAUUGCUGCUUUUUUCCAAGUUAUGACAAUGCUUAUUUUGAUAGUUAAUUGAAGGUAUAGCUACGAAUGGCGAUAAUACACAUAUAGGAUUGCUUUAUGUGGCUGACACUCUCGAUGAAUUAGUUCUGAUGGAGGAAUUAAUUUGGUACAUGGAGGAGAAAAAGAUAAAUGCUACAUUUAUGCUGAGAAAUGAGCAAGAUCCAGUCGGAAAGGUCUUUAGUGGUCCUAAGGGCUAAUUAAAACCGAUUUAUUUGGAAUAGUAUUUGCCUUAGCCUAAUGAUCAAACAUUAAUUCUUGUUUGCGGGAGCAGGUAAUGAUUAUAAAUUUUAAUAAGGGCAUUUAAAAAAGAAACUAAAUAACAACUGGAAUAUAUCCAUCACCAAAAUAUAGCUAUAAUUUGA
Messenger RNA from Paramecium octaurelia, 959 nucleotides. Lineage: Eukaryota; Ciliophora; Oligohymenophorea; Peniculida; Parameciidae. The record is from the annotation of a GenBank genome assembly.